Messenger RNA from Brassicogethes aeneus, 1892 nucleotides. The record is from the annotation of a GenBank genome assembly. NCBI's taxonomy places the organism in Eukaryota, Metazoa, Arthropoda, Insecta, Coleoptera, Nitidulidae.
CGAAUAAUUACCAAUGUUAAUUUUGACAGCCGUAUUGUCAGUUGCGAAAUAAUAUAAAUAUUAUUUUUUCCGUUUUCCCGUGCAUAUGAAGCUGAUAAGGCAGUAAUUUGUGUGUUUUGUGUGGAUAAGAUGUUUCCAAUGAGGAUUAAAAUAACAGCUCGUCAAAACGAGUGGAGAUGUUGUUUCUGCCUCCAUGUCAGAACUGCCACAAUAUUCUUGGGAAUAUGGCAUUUGAUACUUCAUGUGUUGGCCUUGACAGUGCUGGCACUGUUGAUGAGAAAUCAUCACAUCAUGGUGCAAAAGCACAAUGAGUUUUCUCAAUCGGACUUUUUGCCCACUCCGUUGAGCAAAGUUAAGGAGGAAAACAACCCGUAUUAUUUGCCUACAACUCAAGAUGGCAGGACAAUUUAUUCAUCAGCUGACAUCGACAUGGGUGCGCUUAUGACGGUUUUCACCCUCUCUAUCUCCUUGUUGAUGGUCUAUGGUGCCAUAAAAGGAAAGGCAACGCAUCUGUUGCCGUUUUUCUGCCUUCAACUGUUCGAUUUCGCCAUAACGACCUUGACGGCAACCGGAUAUUUUUGCUACCUGCGUUCGGUACACCGCUUGGUGGCCGAACACUGGCACAACCUGCCGUUCCGCAACGAGUUGCUGCAGUUGAGUCCGCAGUACCUAAGUCUGCUCGUGCUGGCGGCCUUUCUGUUCUCGAUGAUGUGGAAGGCGUACUGCAUCGGCAUCGUAUGGCGUUGCUACAAGUACUUGGCUCUCAAGCAGCAAACUAGGCACCACGCCAUACACUACAUUCUGCCAGGGGAAGGCUCUGACCGCACCGAACCGACAGAUUACCCCUCGUUGUUUAGAGAUCAAGAGAGCGCUUCGGCUUUCGGGGCUUUAAAACAAACCCCCCCGCCUUCUUAUCAGGACAUCAUGGACGACCAACCCCCACCGUACCCCUCCAAUCUCUCCCUGUCCCCGCAAGACUCCCCCGAUUCUUCGGUACGCGUCGGUAUUUUCGCUACGACUUCCGAUCGAGUGGACGGCAACGCUGCGCCGGUCGAGGCGCCCUCUGACGACGUCGAAGGCAACGCCGCCCCAGCAGCGCCUGCCGAUUCGGCAACCACUCGGGUUGUCGUUGAAACGGAAGUCGCUUCAGCUGCUGCUGUUACAGCGCACAAAGAGUAAUUUUUCCGUCGUCCACUCACUUCUUUCGCAACUUUUUACAUUUUUUCUUUGUAUCUCAGAUUGCACUAAUUAUGUUACUGACUUGACUAAGUUUCUUAUGUUCACACACUUUGAGAUACAUUCAUUAAAAAAAUGUAAAAAUUGUCCACGGUUUUACUCUUGGUAUAUUUGUUAAUUAGUUGUAUUAAUUAACAAUGAAUGGUAUAUUUAUUCAAAUUACAUAAAAGCAACAGCACUCAUCCAACUAUAUUGCUAGGUGUUUAGAAUUAUUGUAGGUACUUACAGUUGUGGACAAUAGUUUUGUAAUAACUGCAAAGCUAUUGUCCAUGGGUGUACAUAUAGCCAAUUGUUCCCUAAUGUAAUGUAUUUAAUAAUAAUAAUAAUAACGUUAAUCAAUAUGCCUAUUAUGUGUGGAUUAAUUAACAAAAAAUAAAUGUAAAAUAUUAAGAUUAACAGUGUCCUAUAUAUACUACUAUUAUGAAAAAUAAAUGUUAGAUUUCUAUUACCAACACAUUCUCUUCUACUACUUAUUCUCUAUUCUAUACUAUUGCAUAAUAAUUAUUAAGCAAAGUGAUGUUUGUUUCCGAUUAGAGGUCUAGUUUAAUUAUUAAUGUAGAUUAUGAUUAUUAUUUUUAAGUUAUCAGUUUUAAAUUCAUCAAUUGCAAUGAAAUGUACUUCAAUGAUGAUAUAAAAAUAAAAAAAUAAAAAAGGUU